AUGACAAGCGGCAGGAAAAGAGGCAGCCCAGGACCUGAGCAAUCAAUCCAGGCGCAGGUAGUGGGUCCGUGUCCCCACGCAGCACCGGUGGGAGGGAUCAGCAGUCCGAGAGCAAUAGCGGGUCCAAGCGCCUCCCCACAGCCAGCGGCAGGAAUCCAGAAGACAUCUGAAAACCCCAGGAUCUGUAAAAAAACGGUCCUGGACCACUUCACGCAAUCGUCUAAGGAGCAGCCUGGAGAAUCCAAUGAGGGUCAGAGCGAUUCUGAGUCAUUGGGGGAGGGGUCUCAGCCGGACCAUAUGUCAUCUGCCAGACCACAACACUUCAUCACGGAAGCCACCCUUAAAAAACUGCUUGCAAACCAAACUUACUCCAUAACCAAAGAGAUCCAGCGUAACCACGCUGAACUCCGUAAGGAAAUGUCAGAGAUCGGGGAUAGGGUGGACUCCCUGGAAAGAAAACAAGAUGAUAUCGCCACCGACCAAACAAACUUACUGACUUAUUCGGAAUCCCUAGCUGAACAGAUCAACCAGCUGGAGUUUAAGCUUGCAGAUGUGGAAGACAGAGCUCGCAGAAAUAAUGUCAGGUUUCGAGGAAUACCAGAAGACAUUCAACCGGCCGAGUUGCAAAACUUCCUAAAAGAUCUUUUUAAAGACCUCCUUGGUCCAACGGAAGGGCUGAUUGACACCAUGGAAAGAGCUCAUAGAGCCUUGCGCCCUAGAACUGUCUCACAGGAGAAGCCAAGAGACGUUAUAGUUUGUCUGGUGCAAAUUGCAAAGAAAGCAAAGAACAAACUUUUAAAGAGAGAUGGUGCUGAAAGAGUAGACGGGGGCAGCCAGGAGAGAUAUGAAGCGUUCAGCUAUGGAGGAAUAGAUCCGUGCAUGUGGGAUCCUCAGGAAAUAGGGGCUAUGAAGAGUCAUCUGUUGGACUUUAAGAAGCACCGAGCUGCUCGGAUUGACCACUAUGUAGUGGAAGUGAACAAAUUAAUUAUCCGCUUGGAAAAACUAACAUCGUUUGAUCGAGGUAAUAUGGAUGCUGCAAAGAUAAGAGCUUUAGAGAAGUCGUUGGUUUCAUGGGUGAAUGACCAGGAUGUGCCCUUCUGUCCAGACUGCGGGAAUAAGUUCAGUAUUCGUAACAGACGCCACCAUUGUCGGCUCUGCGGCUCCAUUAUGUGCAAGCCGUGCACCGAGCUCAUCACACUCCCACUUGCCUACAAACUCACCAGCGCCAGCAAACACUCUCUCUCCGCUCACGACAGUCCCAACCUAUCUCCAAACACCAGCACUCAGACCUCGCGCCGUGGCAGCAUCAGCAGCUUGAGCAGCGUAAGUUCUGUGCUGGAUGAAAAGGAUGAUGACAAGAUUCGCUGCUGCCUCCACUGCAAGGAAACUCUGCUUAAACGGGAAAUGCAGAUGGAUGAGAAGCAGCACACACCUGAAAUUGUCAAGCUUUAUCAGAAGCUGCGUGCCUGUAUGGAGAAGGUUGAUCAGAAAGCACCUGAAUAUAUCAGAAUGGCGCAAUCUAUCAAUGCUGGAGAGACAACCUAUAAUUUGGAUGAUGCUAAUAACCUGCGGAUAGAGGUGCAGAAAUACUAUGAAUUAAUUGAUGCAUUAAGUAAGAAGAUUUUGAUACUGGGCUUGAAUGAGGAACCCAAACCUCACCCUAAAUCUCAGCAGCUUCAGAAGAGAGUGAGACACUCGGCCACCUUGUUUGUACAGGAAAAGCUCCUGGGUUUAAUGUCUCUGCCAACACGAGAAAAAUAUGAGGAGCUGAAAGAGAAGCGUAAACUGGAAAAUGAGCAGAGAAUGCAAAGAGAGCAGGUCGCUCUUGAAACAAAGAGGAGAGGAAGGGAAUCCAUGCCACAAUUUUCACCUACCCCCAAUGGGGAAAUUUCUCUUCAUGGUCAAAUUCGUAAAGUAGAGGGCUGGCUUCCAACGUCAGGAGUGUCUAGAAACAGAGAAGCAUCAGAUCCUCUGCUCCAGCAGAUUGACAACAUUACUUCGUACAUCCAGCAGGCACGAAUGGCAGGGCGUGUGGAUGAGGUGCAAAUGUUGGAGGAGAACCUGAGACAGUUACAGGAAGAAUAUGAUCAGCAGCAGGUGGAUACAGCCAUCCGGAUUUCCAAAGAGCUGGCAGAGGAGGAGGCCAUGCAGAGGGAACAGCUUGAAGUGCUGAGGUGGAGAGAGGUGAAAAAAGAAUUGGCCCAGCAAAACAGGACUCCUCCGUAUUUCACACAGCUGACAUCAGCAUUAAAGACGGACAAAGAUCCGUCCACUGUUGAUACCGAAUUUUCAAGUGGUCACGUGAAGCUUGUCCCACCACUUUCAAGAGAGACUGAAAACAAGUCAGAGAGAGAGAAUCAUCCCUUCAUAAGUAAUAAUUACAUGUUGCAUGACUCCCAAGUUUACUGCCAGUCAGAGAAAGUCAAAGCUGAAUCCAGCAACCCAUUUGAGGAUGAAGAUGACAGACCUGAGUUUGCUGACCCUCCCCACUCCCAGCAGAAUGGUGGCAGAGAUUACAAUCCUUUUGAGGAUGACAAUGUGCAAACGGAAGAGGUGACCAUAUCCACCAACCCCUUUGAAAGUUCCACAGAUAAUUAUUGGGAGCCUGCAGUAUCAAAAAAUCCAUUUGAGGUGGAGGAAGAUGAGGUGGCUGUGAAAGGGAUCCCUUUUAAUGAGAGCUGGGAGGCAACACAGGAUGAAGUUAUUGAGGAGGACUUGCUCCUGCAGCAGAUUGAUAACAUCAAAGCAUACAUCUUUGAUGCCAAGCACAGUGGGCGCCUGGAUGAGGUGGAACUUCUGACUGAUAAUCUUCGAGAACUCAAGCAGAAACUGGCCAAACAAAAGGGACUGGACAAAUGACCUUGAAAGAAGUUCAGUUAUCAAAUGUGGAGCGUAAUAUUUGUGGUCCAGUUAUUUGAAGCUGAGCUCCAUUUCUGCUAACCCCUUUAUAGGCUUUUGCUGCUAGAAUGGAAGAAGCAGAAAAGCUAACACCUUACUGCCUAUGGGACAUUUGUCUCAAUAUUUUACAUAUGUCACUUUAUAUGUGGACACUUUAUGCUGGAAACUGGAUUGCAGCUGCAUGCCCAGUGCCAGAUAACCUCUUUAGCUCUUUGCUGAUGCAGGUUUUAUUCUCAGUAUUGCACAAAUGUUAUAGAAGGUGCUUAAGGAAUCUGGAUUACGUGGUUGUUUUACAUGGACUACGAGCUGAAGCAAAAAUGUGAAAAUCAAGCAGAUGGAACGCUAACCACACCCACUACACUAAGGGACACAUGGUGCCAUCCAUACCAAACACAGAGAGAAUGUUCUGCUGUUUAGACUCCUAGAUAAAAAAUUUUAUUAUAAACUGAGCUUGUGACUCAUAUUUGACACAGUGAAUAUGAUGUGUAUUGGUCUCCUUGCACUAAUAUGUCUGUAGAGGGCUUUAUGUACAGCCAGUAAAAUAAGUGGGUUUGUUGCAUGUUUAUACUUACAUUUGUAGAGUAAUCCUGACAGCAGCAGUUCCCUGUUUGUAGAGCAUUAAAUCUGACGCUACAAUGCAAUUUACUCCUUAGAAGCCACUUGACAUACACUAUAUCUUAUGGACAGAUAGGAAUGGAAAGAUCCAGCACAGUAAUAUUUACGUUCUGCCCUCCUGUCCUGUGUCUAUAAGGAUUACAUAUGACUGUCAUCACCGACCUAUAGGAAUGUUACUUUGCUUUUUAAGUUCAAGCUUAGCUAUUAUUAUUUUAAGUAAAACAAAUUUAUAUUCAAGUAUUAAAAUGUUAAUUUCUAUUUACUCAUAAUUAUAAAUAUAUAUUGAGUCCCUUUAAAUGGACCAAAUAGUUUAACUUUAUACUGAAAUCAUCUCCUCACAUCACUAAGGGAACUAUAUUUAAAAUGACAUAGAAAGCAAUGAUGAUGAUACAGUUUUACUUAGUAAUCAUGUGACGUGUUUCUCUACAUACACUUAAAAAAUUGUGUUAAGAUAAUCCAAAUGUCUGUCCCAUAUAUAUUACACUACACCGCUUUCUUCAGUUGCUCAUGUUACAGAGAUUUAAUGAUAGUCUAGUAUGGGAUAUCCCACUGAGCUGAAUAGUUCACUGAUUUAUUUUUAUUAUUCAUUAUCCCAAGGUCACAAGCUACUACUUGCAGUACAAUUAUUUUGUUGUCCAAGCAAUUUGCACUGAAAACACAUUAUCCAAUUAAAUAAACUUAUAAUGCCAUAAGAUACAGAACUGAACCUGCAUGAGCACUUAUUUUUACGCUUAUUCCUCUAGCAAGGAACAAAUAUUAAGUGCCUCUUGUGUUGCUAAGUUAAACCUUCUUUAGAUGUUUUAAGGUGAACAAAAUGUAUAAAUCUUAGAAUACAUAGAAAACUGUGAUUGCGUAGGGAGAGCUUGGGACAAAUGUUUAUUAUUCUUUUAAAACUAUUUUAUGAAACAGAUGUAUAAUUGUGAAAGCCUCUGUUAUUUGUCUACUGGGAUUUUUCAAUCUUAGUAAACAAAAAAGAAUACUUAUAUUCUGGUUGUGCCCAAAUAAGGUUGCAUACCUUUGCUUAUUAUCCCUUGACAUUGGUUGUGGGCAGAUAAUGUGGCAUAACAAUGCGCUUAGCAACCCCCUCUCAGUUGUGGGCAAAUAAUGUGACAUAAAUGCGCUUAUUAUCCCUUGACAUUGGUUCUGGGCAGAUAAUGUGGCAUAACAAUACGCUUAGCACACCCCUCUCAGUUGAGGGCAGAUCAUGUGGCAUAAAAAUUCACUUAGCAACCCCCUCUCAGUUGUGGGCAUAUCAUGUGGCAUAAAUGCGCUUAUUAUCCUUUGACAUUGGUUGUGGGCAGAUAAUGUGGCAUAAAAAUGUGCUUAGCACCCUCCUCUCAGUUGUGGGCAGAUAAUGUGGCAUAAAAAUGCGCUUAGCAACCCCCUCUUGUGGGCAGAUGUGGCAUAAAUGUGCUUUGCACCCCCCCUCUCAGUUGUGGGCAGAUAAUGUUGCAUAAAAAUGCACUUAGCACCCCCUCUCAGUUGUGGGCAGAUAAUGUGGCAUAAAAAUGCGCUUUGCACCCCCGUCUGUUAUUAUUAUGCUUUAUUUAUGAAGUGCCAUCAUAUUCCGUAGCGCUGUCCAUGGAUACAGUUCAUUUAAUUAAAACAAUGAUAUAAAACUUCUAAGACACAGGACACAAUUUACAAACACAUACAGGAGAAAUUGAAGGCCCUAUUCCCAUUGGAACUUACAAUCUAGAAGGAUAGGAGGUUGAGAAACAGGAGGUGAGGACUGGAAGAUUGAGAAAGUUGUUAAUGCAGAGUUAGAUGAGGAAAAUAUUAGGCAAGUGGAAUUAAUUUAUUAUUGAGUUGGGUGGUAGGCUUCCCUGAACAGAAAAGUCUUCAGAGAACAUUUAAAGGAAGAAAGAUUAGGGCAAAGCCUGACAGCACGAGGGAGAGUGUUCCAGAGGGUAGGUGCUGCACAACAGAAGUCCUGCAGUCUAGCAUGAGAAGAGGUGAUAGUUGCAGAUGCAAGGAGCAGGUCAUUGUUGUAUCUUAGUGGGCGGGCUGGAGUAUACUUGUUGAUUAGAGAGGAUAGGUAGAGGGGAGCGGUGUUGGUUAGCGCUUUGUAUGCAAGGGUGAGAAUUUUUAAGUUUAUUCUGCUGUGUAUGGGGAGCCAAUGAAGGGACUCGCAGAGAGGUUCAGCAGAUAAAGAGCCACGGGAAAGGUGGAUCAGUCUGGCAGAGGCAUUUAGGAUGGAUUAAGGGGGAGAGGCGGAAAAGAGGAAGGCCAGUAAGUAGGUUAUUGCAGUAGUCAAGUCGGGAAAUAACAAGGGAGUGUAUUAUUUGCUUGGAAAUGUUGCGUAGAUGGUUGUGGCAGGAUGUAGAAAGCGAUUGGAUAUGAGGGGCGAAGGAUAGAUUUGAGUCAAGUGUAACUCCAAGGCAGCGGACUUGGGGCGAUGGGGAAAUGGUGAUGCCGUCAACAGGGAUAGAGAAGUCACAAGUCGGCGUAGAGCUUGAGGGGGGAUAAGAAGGAGCUCAGUCUUGGAUAUGUUAAUCUUUAGGUGGUGAGUGGCCAUUCAGGAAGAAAUACCAGAUAAGCAGUCACUGACAUGAGAAAGGACAGAGGGAGAGAGAGCAGGGGUAGAGAGGUAGAUCUGGAUGUCAUCAGCAUAGAGGUGAUAUUUGAAGCCAUAACUGUUGAUAAGUUUACCCAGCGAAGAAGUAUAGAUGGAGAAGAGUAGAGGACCCAGAACAGAUCCUUGAGGUAUUCCAACAGACAGAGGCAUUGGAGAGGAGGAGUCGCCGGCAAAUGACACAGAAAAAGACCUGUGAGAAAGAUCCAGGAAAGGACCAUGUCACAGAGGCCAAAAGAGCUAAGGGUCUGUAGGAGGAGGAGUAUAGAGUAGUGUCCAAUAUUUUUAGCAGAGAGAAGAUCGUUUAGUAACCUUGGUAAGGGCAGUUUCAGUUGAGUGUUUGGGGCGGAAUCCGGAUUGCAGGGGGUCAAGCAAGGAGUUGGUGGACAGGAAUUGGGUUAGGCGAUUGUAAACUAGUUUUUCAAGGAGUUUUGAUGUUAGUGGAAGCAGUGAUAUGGUGCGGUAGCUUUAAGGAGAAUUGGGGUCGAGGGAGGGUUUUUUGAGUAUGGUAGUGACUUUUGCAUGUUUGAAAGAAGAUGGGAAUGAGCCGGUACAGAGAGAUAGGUUGAAGAUGUGGGUAAGAGCAGGAGUGAGGGUGGAAGAUAGGGAGGGUAUUAGAUGGGAAGGGAUAGGGUCGAGCGGGUAGGUAGUGAGGCGUGAGGAAGAUAGUAAGGAAGAAACUUCAUUCUCAGUGGCUGGAUGGAAGAUGCAGAGGACAGGGCAGAUGCAGUUGUGGGCAGAUCAUGUGGCAUAAAAAUGCGCUUAGCAACCCCCUCUCAGUUGUGGGCAGAUCAUGUGGCAUCAAAAUGGGCUUAGCAACUCUCUAUCCUGACUGUAGACAUGGUGGCUUAAAUGUGAAUAGCAACCUUCUGUCCUAGCCGUUGACAGAUGUGGUGGCAAAAAUGUUCAUUGCCCACAGCUAAAAGAGAAGCGAUGAUAAUGUGACAAAUAUACUUAUCACCCCCACCACUGGCCAGAUAAAGUGGAAUAAAUGUGCUCUAUCACCCUUCUGCCCUGGCAUUGGGCAUAUGCUCGGCUCUGCUGAUAUAAAAUGGCACAAAGAUCCUUAGCAUUGAAAUUAAUUUCAAUCUUGUAGUGUACAGAACAGUCACAAUUUGGGGAAUUUCCCUUCUAUUAGUAAUGAUACUAACUGCUGCUUCAUAAGGUUAAACAAUAAAAAGGUAGAUGUAUGUCUUAGCUUCUCUUACUUAAUGCUGUGGUGUUCAUGUUAAACCAAUUUAUACACAUAAUGCACGAAAAAAAUCCAUUCUCUGUUAAUGUGAAAUAUUAAAAACUUUUCUACAAAUAAAUGUAAAAUAAACA
Molecule: messenger RNA, 7411 nt
Organism: Bombina bombina (fire-bellied toad)
Lineage: Eukaryota; Metazoa; Chordata; Amphibia; Anura; Bombinatoridae
Gene: RBSN
Product: rabenosyn, RAB effector
Exons: 12
Coding region: 1-2859 (952 amino acids)
Molecular function (GO): metal ion binding
Source: RefSeq, a predicted model, not a curated record